AUGUGGCUGCUUCUCUUGUCGCUGGUAACACUAAGUAUACAGCAGCGAUGGGACGCAUCUCAGUACCCGAAUCCACGCAAAGGCGGUUUCAAACAGUGCAAUAUGAGGUCAGCAAGCAGUGUAUGCGAUCCGGACGAGGUUCUGAGCAUUGAAUCGCGAUAUCGCCUUAAUAACGAGCUUCAACGAAUCGGCGUCAGAACUGAGAAAGCCGGCACCGCUUUCUGUGAUCGGAAGGGAUCCGAUGCCGUGCUGGCAAUAGUUCGAGCAGGUGAAGAUUUGUUACGGAAGAAAUACCCGUCUCGCUUCUUCCAUGGAUCGCAACAGCUUGUAAACGACCUCGGUCGAUUGUGGCAUCUGGAUGAUCAAUGCAAGAAAGGCGUCGUAUUCCUUCUGAGCUCCGAUGAUCGACAUUUGUACUUUUCCGCACAGCCUAACGCCGGCUUCAAUGCUGACGAGCUGCAAUCAAUCAUCGACACAAAUGCCAUGCAACUUCAAACAGGAAAUUUCGUUGGAGCGCUUGGCAACAUUUUCAAGGAGGUCGGCAGGCGGGCGGGUAUCGGGGAUGUGACAACGCCGACUGGGCCCCACUUCAAUGCUGGUGUUUCGACAUUAUGCUUAUGUCUAUUUCUAUUAUUUCUUGCUUUAUGCCGCUUAAGAGGUCAUCUAUAUCCUUGCCACUUUGUUAUAUUUGGUGUUAUUGCUCAAGAAAACAUCCUGAGUGUGCGAAAAAUCAUCGUCCACAUUGUUUGCCUGCUUCAGCUUCUUCAUGCUCUUAUUGUGUAUUCUAUGAAAUUUAGUGUAACUGUCAGUUAA
Molecule: messenger RNA, 813 nt
Organism: Ostertagia ostertagi
Lineage: Eukaryota; Metazoa; Nematoda; Chromadorea; Rhabditida; Trichostrongylidae
Source: the annotation of a GenBank genome assembly